Anguilla anguilla (European eel) is the source of this 3368-nucleotide messenger RNA. RefSeq names its product translocase of outer mitochondrial membrane 40 homolog (yeast) (gene tomm40). Gene Ontology annotation, cellular component: mitochondrial outer membrane; mitochondrial outer membrane translocase complex. Gene Ontology annotation, molecular function: transmembrane protein transporter activity. The transcript has 10 exons. NCBI's taxonomy places the organism in Eukaryota, Metazoa, Chordata, Actinopteri, Anguilliformes, Anguillidae. Bases 215 to 1246 code for a protein of 343 amino acids. The record is from RefSeq and is a predicted model, not a curated record. Gene Ontology annotation, biological process: protein import into mitochondrial matrix.
AGCAAGCGAAAACAGUAGACAUGGUUGGUUGUCCUUUUUGACUCGCGGGGCAUUCUGCAUUACAGAUCUAGGAUCAGCUUCAGUCAAAACGUUUAGCCAAAUAUUUAUUUUAAAAGGUAACUACUGACUCAGAGUCAGUGUAUCCCCCGACAUAUUUUCCUAGUUUGUGCUACCUACCGGUUUUGCAUAUCCGUCCAGUGUGGAAGUCACAGCUAUGGGCAGUGUGUUGGCUGCCACUACCCCAAAUCCUCCCCCAUCUGCGGGGGGUAGUGGUCCAGGGGGGCCUGGAUUGGUGUCGGUGCCCCCGGGGUUCACCAUGCCCCCAAUGUCCCCCCUCUCACCCUCUUCGACCACUGGAGCUAGCGCCACCGGCGAUGCAGAAAGUCCCCUCCCCAACCCUGGCAGCUUUGAAGAAUGCCACCGCAAAUGCAAAGAGGUCUUUCCCCUGCAAAUGGAAGGAGUGAAGCUGGUGGUCAACAAGGGCCUGAGCAACCAUUUCCAGAUCAGUCACACCGUUGCCCUCAGCACCGCGGGGGAUUCCAGCUAUCGCUUUGGCGCCACCUACGUGGGAUCCAAGCAGAUGGGACCUGCAGAGUCCUUCCCCAUCUUGGUCGGAGACAUGGACAACAGUGGCAGCCUCAACGCCCAGAUCAUCCAUCAGCUCACCAGCAAAAUCCGCUCCAAACUGGUUUUACAGACGCAGCAGCAGAAGUUUGUGAACUGGCAGUGUGACGCGGAGUUCCGGGGAGACGACUGCACAGCUACCGUCACCCUCGGCAACCCAGACAUCCUCGUUGGCUCUGGCAUCGUUGUGGCGCACUACCUCCAGUCCAUCACCCCGUCGCUGGCCCUCGGAGGGGAGCUGGUCUAUCACCGCAGGCCUGGCGAGGAGGGCACGGUCAUGUCCCUGGUGGGCAGGUACACGGGCAUUAAUUACGUUGCCACAUUGACUGUGGGUGGCGCCGGUGCUCAUGCCUCCUACUACCACAAAGCCAAUGAUCAGCUGCAGGUGGGGGUGGAGUUUGAGGCCAGUACCCGGAUGCAGGACACCAGUGUGUCCUUUGGCUACCAGCUGGACCUGCCCAAAGCCAACCUGCUCUUCAAAGGUUCGUUAGACAGCAACUGGGUGGUGGGAGCGACUCUGGAGAAGAAGCUGAUCCCUCUUCCCCUGUCCCUGACCCUGGGUGCCUUCCUCAACCACCGCAAGAACAAGUUCCAGUGCGGCUUCGGCGUCACCAUCGGGUAGAGGCCUCGCGGGCCCACCGUACCCGCACGUCUGCACUGAGAGAAAGCGGGACACCAAAGACUCGGACCGGGAGGGGCGAGGGGGCGGUGGCCGGACCCUGAGACAGACCCUGCCAGGGUUCCUGACCCGCAGACGCACGGAGGUCGCAGAGGAAGAGGAGGACCGCACCGCACCGCACCGCACCGAAGGACUCCUCAACGACGGUUUCACAGACCCAACUUCACAGAGAAAAAAAUAAAGGCCCUCGCGGGCCGGGUGAAAAACACGGACGGAGCCAAUAGACUGUAAAACGAUGGCUGUUGGUCUUAUUCCUGCCUGUUUGUUCUGUUUCCAUCUCAGUGUGUGGGGUGCACAGAGGCUUUUCCUGGUCAGAUGGUGAGGUCUUUGAUAUUACGGUUGGAAACAGUAGACCAGCGUAUGCAUGAAAUGGUGGAAUAAUCUUUUUAGUGUCCAGAUUGCUUUCUUAUAUGAGGCUGUAUGCAUUUCUGAGAGAGAGAGAUACAAUAUAUAUGUGGUAAAUUGCCCAGUUAGAAAAAUUGAACGAUUAAUUGUACAAGUGAAUUCUUUCAUAAAUAGCUGUAGUCGCAGUACUUUAUUUUGGGCUGUUUUGUCUCAGUAAAACUUAUCAAAUGAAAACUGUUCUGUGGGUGUUAAAGGGAUCACCCACAAAAACAAUUUUUGGUUUUGCAAGCAAGGUUGUUGCACCAAAUAUGUGUUCAUAUGUUUUAGGCAUAUCCAAAAAACACAGACUGUAUACAAAAGUUAAUAUAUUUAGACCUUUUAACCAUUAUGUGACCCAUUAGUUUAGCAUUUUCAUUUUUGAAUUUGACUGCCAGAGCCAAGGACUCUGUGUUCCUGGCAGAAAAAAUCAGCAUUACAAAUGUUUAUUUCUGAUGUCACUGACAACACAGUGCAAUUAUCUUUUCCCAGAUGUAGUUGCUUCACCAUUAGACGGUCACACAAUCCUCAUUGGCGUGAAAUGAAAGUGCCCACAUGCCUUUGUGUUGUGUCGAAUCGUAAGGAUUUAUUUAACAUGCACAUUUGUAGAAUCUCCAAUAUUAGAAUUACAGUCCUUCAGUCACUGCUGUUGUGCCUUGUAUCAGUAAUCACCGCACUCUCGCGUGCUUCGUUUGGUGCAUAUAAACCAGUGAAACAACUUCAGUGGUCAAACAAAAUUGAUAUGGUAUGCACUCAAAAAUGAAUUUUCCAUGAUAAUUCUGAACUGCAUAUUUUAUACAUUUUUUUAUUGUUUACAAAUGCAGAACAGACGAUCUUACACAAGCUUGAGCACAGUGAAUAAGGCAUAGCCAAAAGUCUGUGUAAGAUGUCUGUUCUCCAUGUAUUUUUUUUUUGUUUUUUUAACUGUUAUAUACAGUUUAAAAUUUAAAAUUUAAAUUUAUUUUUGAGUGCAAACCAUUUCAGUUUUUUUUUUUUUUUCCCCAUUACUGCUGUUUUACCCAAAUGACUGGAACCGUGCCACUGAAGCCUGCGUUCUCUCUUGGGGGGCCUACACCAGGCAUAUGCAAAUCUGUCCCACCAGGCCCGCAGUACUGCUGGUUUUAAUUUCUGCAUGAUAGAUAAUUGAUCGAUUGCGGCUCCUGAUUGGCCAGAGAUUUCACUCAUCUGGCGUCCCAGGUUUAAUCAGUCCUGGUUCAAUGGGCCGAAUGAAGACCAGGAGUACUGCUGGCCUCGAGGGCCAGAUUUGAAUACCCCUGGCCUGCAUGACAGUUGAGGAUUCAUGUGAAUCAUGGGAGUAGCAGUGAGGAACGUUUCAUCCUGUGUAGACUUGUUUUGUUGUUUUUAACAUUUUGUUUUUAAAAACGAUAUUUAUAACUGGUCUGCUCAACCCUCACCUUAGAGAUUUUAGACCCCUAAAAGAAAAUGAAAAUCAAAACAAGGUUGUGAAGAUUCUUUUGUUUUACUAGUUUUAAGUAGUUUACUACUUUUAUCCACUCCAUGGUAUGGAUUUGUUUCCUGUUCAAAAACUGAAAUACUUUGUCAUGGAGAGUUGUGGCUUACAGAGAAAGGUUACUUGUUUUAAUUAAAUGUAUUAAAAUGUAUAGGAUGUUAUAAAAAUGUACAGAUUGCAAAUCAUGAUCAUGUAAUCAAUACAGGCCCAAAU